Messenger RNA from Pseudoliparis swirei, 435 nucleotides. Its product is annotated as cytochrome c oxidase subunit 7A2, mitochondrial-like. NCBI's taxonomy places the organism in Eukaryota, Metazoa, Chordata, Actinopteri, Perciformes, Liparidae. Gene Ontology annotation, biological process: regulation of oxidative phosphorylation; mitochondrial electron transport, cytochrome c to oxygen; mitochondrial respirasome assembly. The transcript is spliced from 4 exons. Bases 75 to 323 code for a protein of 82 amino acids. The record is from RefSeq and is a predicted model, not a curated record.
GAAGAAGAAGAAGCUGGAAGCGGAAGUAGGUUUCCGGUGUCCUUGUGCGAGACGACUGCAGACGGACCGUAAAGAUGAACAGACACAUAUUUGCUCUCCAGCAGGUGGCGCGCAGGACCAUCGGCAGCUCCGCGCGCCGGCAGGUCGACAACAAAGUGCCGCAGAAGCAGAAGCUGUUCCAGGAGGACAACGGGCUGCCCAUCCACCUCAAAGGAGGCGCCGUCGACGCCGUGCUCUACAGGGCCACCAUGACGCUCACCGUCCUCGGAGCCGCCUACGCGGUGUACGAGCUGCUGCAGGCGGCGUUCCCCAAGAAGGCGUGAGCCGCUGGUCUGUUGAGUGUUUCUAGAACCGCACCUUCAUGGGAUCAAUAUUUAUGUGUCUCUUUCUCUCCGAUGACUUCAAGGAUCAAUAAAAUACAAACGUACCUCUCCU